AUGGACUGCGCACCUCAAAUCACAAAUGCUGUUGAAACAGCCAUCCCUUUAUGCCAGAUCAUUUGGUGUGGCGUUCAUGUGUUGCGCGCUGUCAUGAGAAAGGCUGAAAAGUUUCAAGAUCGUUCCAACUUCGAAACUUUCUAUAACUUAAUGAAGUUAUUGGUCUUUGGUUCUGAAGAGGAAGAAAUUGAUCCUGAUGAAGUUUACAACAAUUUAGAAGAAAUUUUAAAUGAGGAACCUGCUGCCCGUGAAUACUUUGACCGACAGUGGCGCCAUCAUCUUGACAGGUGGAUGCUUCGCUAUAGAAAUGAAGGAGAUGGAACAAACAACAUCUCGGAAUCACAUUUCAAGGUUUUGAAGCACCAGUACUUCCCAGAAAGGCGAAAUCUUUGA
Messenger RNA from Trichomonas vaginalis G3, 393 nucleotides. Its product is annotated as MULE transposase domain-containing protein. The record is from RefSeq and is a predicted model, not a curated record. Bases 1 to 393 code for a protein of 130 amino acids. The transcript has a single exon. NCBI's taxonomy places the organism in Eukaryota, Parabasalia, Trichomonadida, Trichomonadidae.